Molecule: messenger RNA, 1011 nt
Organism: Ostrinia furnacalis (Asian corn borer)
Lineage: Eukaryota; Metazoa; Arthropoda; Insecta; Lepidoptera; Crambidae
Exons: 5
Coding region: 83-520 (145 amino acids)
Source: RefSeq, a predicted model, not a curated record
GCGCGACAACCGCCGCAACUGCCAGCAGGUGUACACCUCCUCGCCCAGCAAGCGGCCCGCCAGCGAGCAGGAGCGGCAGGAGAUGUACGAGAUCAGCCCGUACGCGACGUUCAGCAUGUCGGGCGGCGCGAGCGGCGGCGCGGGCGCGGAGCUGGGCUCGCCGCCCGCGCCGCCCGCGCUGCGCUCCUUCGCGCACAAGCACCGCCACCAAGACAACACAGAUGAAUACACGUUAUCGCGCGCCAUGACGCUGAUGGUGCGGCGCGCGGAGUCCGACUCCGACUCCAGCGGCUCGCCGUGCGCCGAGUGCACCUCCAGCGCGUCCUACAGGAUGCCGGUGCUGCCCUCCAAAGAGGAGGUGUUCCGCGCGGUGACGGACUCGAGCGCGGAGUCUGCGUGCGCGGAAGCACGGCGGCCCGACAAGGCGCGCCGCCGCCCGCGCCGACACCACACGCCCACCAACGCCAGAUAUCAACAGCGGCAAGAGCAAGAGAGAAGAGAUUUCACGAUACACGUAUAAAAACUAUGACAAUAAAGACUGCUAAAAGCAAAAUAAUGAACUAUUAAAAAUGUUACUUAGAUAAAUUUUAUCGUUUUAUGAGAAGAGACUGCAUGGCGCAGCGUACCAAACAAUGAAACGAAUGGGUGAAUGGUAACCAUUUACACAAAAAAAUAUUAUCAUUAUUUUAUACUUUUGAGCUAAUAAAUGCUCCUAUUCGUUUCCACUGUUUCUUACACUGAGGCGUGCAGUCUAAAAAUGUUUGUAAAUAUUUUUAUGGGUUUUGUACAUUCGGAGAAACGUCGCGGCCUAUUUGUAAAAAAUGAAAUUGGACAAAAUUCUUACUGAAAAUAUUCCACAUUCAUUCGACAGCUACUAGAAAUACCGAUAGGUACGUUGACACACUCGACUAUGAAAGGUCUCGUAGUUAUUUAAUUCUUAUUUUAAAGCUCGUUUCAAGUUACUUUAUCUAUUAGCUCAAAAGGUCUAAUAAGACGAUACGAGAACUAAAG